Molecule: messenger RNA, 1795 nt
Organism: Melampsora larici-populina 98AG31
Lineage: Eukaryota; Fungi; Basidiomycota; Pucciniomycetes; Pucciniales; Melampsoraceae
Exons: 9
Coding region: 18-1634 (538 amino acids)
Biological process (GO): tRNA wobble base 5-methoxycarbonylmethyl-2-thiouridinylation
Cellular component (GO): cytoplasm; elongator holoenzyme complex; nucleus
Molecular function (GO): iron-sulfur cluster binding; acyltransferase activity, transferring groups other than amino-acyl groups
Source: RefSeq, a predicted model, not a curated record
CCUAGAACGACUGGAAAAUGUCACUGCUCAUCAAGACUUGCGCGGAUAUCAUCUCUGAGCUCAUCGCUGCUCACGAACAAGGCAAAGAUGUCAAUCUCAACACCGUACGGCAAAGGGUUGCAAAACGCAAUAAGUGUGCUCAACUACCUCGGCUGGUGGAUAUGAUUGCUGCUGUGCCUCCAGAUCUCAAGCCGGUCCUGUUACCAAAAUUGAGAGCAAAACCGAUCCGAACGGCUUCUGGUAUUGCGGUGGUCGCGGUGAUGAGCAAACCACAUCGUUGUCCGCACAUUGCCAUGACUGGGAAUAUCUGUGUCUAUUGUCCAGGAGGACCGGAUUCUGAUUUCGAAUACUCUACCCAGAGUUAUACUGGAUAUGAGCCAACCAGUAUGCGUGCCAUCAGGGCUCGAUAUGAUCCUUAUGAGCAAAGUCGUGGAAGAGUAGAACAACUACGUCAACUUGGACAUUCAGUAGACAAGGUCGAGUUCAUCGUGAUGGGUGGGACAUUCAUGUCAUUACCAGCAAGUUAUCGGGAUAACUUUGUGGCUCAGUUACAUAAUUCACUAUCGGGAUAUACGGGGACAGAUCUCGAUGAAGCCGUGAAAUAUAGCGAAUUGGCUCGCACUAAAUGUAUCGACAUAACUAUUGAGACUCGACCAGAUUAUUGUCUCAAACCGCAUUUGAGCAGCAUGCUCAGAUACGGAUGUACCAGACUCGAGAUCGGAGUUCAAUCAGUGUACGAAGAUGUAGCAAGAGAUACUAAUCGAGGACACACAGUUCGCGCUACGUGCGAGUCUUUUCAAAUGGCCAAAGACGCCGGGUUCAAAGUAGUAUCUCAUAUGAUGCCUGAUCUUCCCAACGUUGGUGUCGAAAGAGAUAUCGAACAAUUCAAGGAAUAUUUUGAAAAUCCGGCCUUUCGCUCCGACGGAUUGAAGAUAUAUCCCUUACUCGUCAUCCGAGGAACCGGGGUCUACGAGCUAUGGAGGACUGGCCGAUAUAAAAAUUAUACCCCUAAUGCGCUUGUAGAUAUCGUGGCACGUAUCUUGGCGCUUGUGCCCCCUUGGACCCGGAUUUAUCGAGUCCAACGUGAUAUUCCAAUGCCACUUGUCUCAUCUGGAGUUGAGAAUGGUAACCUCCGAGAGCUUGCUUUACAACGACUCAAAGAUUUUGGUGCAGUUUGUCGUGAUAUUCGUCAUCGUGAAGUCGGUAUUCAUGAGAUUCAUCAUAAAGUUAGACCAGAUGAAGUUGAACUUGUUCGUCGUGAUUACGUGGCUAAUGGAGGUUGGGAAACUUUCUUGAGUUACGAGGAUUGUGAAAAGGACAUCCUUAUUGGUCUUUUACGAUUAAGGAAAUGUACAGCUGAAGGUACCUUCAGACCUGAAUUGCUAGAAGCUGGACCCACGUCGAUUGUUAGAGAGCUGCAUGUUUACGGUACUGCUGUCCCUAUGCACAGUCGUGAUCCAACAAAGUUUCAACAUCAAGGUUUUGGAACUUUAUUAAUGGAAGAAGCUGAACGGAUCGCCCGAGAAGAACACGGAAGUGUUAAGCUAGCAGUCAUCUCAGGUGUGGGAGUCCGUCAUUGGUAUGCUCGAUUGGGAUACAAACUUGAUGGGCCUUAUGUGAGUAAGAUGUUGUAAAAAGAUGAUCUGGGUACUUUUUUCUUCAAUGAGAGUGAUAUGGGAGUCGUCGAAGGGAAAUUGGCCAGAUGAGGCUUCAUUCGCCUUGGUUGUUGGUAGUAUUCUCGUAAUUGUAGAGUGAUUUGACUUGUAUCAGGAAUCUGACAAACCCUUGUCCAUGG